UCGGCGCGUUAUGGCGUCGAUAACUAAACGACGCCAUGUUAUUCUAUUAAUUGACAGUUUGCCGUAGGUGCGCGAUGUUCGUGGUCUCUGACAAAGAAAAGCGUGGAGAUAGCGCCGGUUUUUCGAUAUCAAAAUUAUCCUCUAAUCAUUCGAUAAUGGGAUAAUUGAUUCAGAGAAUAGAUGGACUAUUCAAUUAACAAUUAUGCCGGUCGACAUAAACCGCCUGACAGAAGGUUGGCUCGAGUUGGAAAGUGAUCCAGGCCUAUUUACCCUGCUCCUAGAGGAUUUCGGGGUAAAAGGUGUUCAGGUCGAGGAAAUAUACGAUCUGCAAAAAUCUUUGGAGGGCCCUAUCUACGGGUUUAUAUUUCUCUUCAGAUGGAUCGAGGAAAGAAGAUCCCGACGAAAGGUCGUCGAACAGGAUGAAAGUUUUGUCAAGGACGAGGACAUUGUGAACAAUAUAUUCUUCGCCCAACAGGUCGUUCCGAACAGUUGCGCCACCCACGCACUAUUGUCAGUUCUUUUAAACUGUCCCUCGAUUCAUUUAGGCACAACUUUAUCUCGUUUAAAAAUUCACACGUCCGGUAUGUGCCCCGAAAACAAGGGAUGGGCCAUAGGUAAUACCCCCGAAUUAGCCUGUGCUCACAAUUCCCACGCGAUGCCUCAGGCGAAGAGACGACAGGACAAAAACACGGGGAUGUCAACCGGCAGGUUCACGGGAGAAGCCUUCCACUUCGUCAGUUACGUACCGAUAAAUGGAAGGCUCUUCGAACUCGACGGUUUGAAACCUUAUCCGAUGGAUCACGGGCCGUGGGGAGAGCACGAAGAAUGGACCGAGCAGUUUCGACGAGUGAUCACCGAUAGAUUGGGAAUGGCGACCGGAGAACAACUCCAGGACAUUCGUUUUAAUCUGAUGGCAGUUGUUCCGGACAGGAGACUCGCGAUAUCCCAUAAACUUACGAUGCUCAAGACGAACAGACAGAUCGUUCUCGAAGCUCUUCAGCAGCUGGUUAAACUGAGCCACUCCGAUAACUCGGGGGAUAAAACUACCGGGCUCGACGUAGAACGUGGGGAAAAAUUUUCCGAUUCGCACAAGAAGGAAGAAUGCGGUGAAAAGAAUUGCGACGACGGUAGCGGGCUGAAUAAAAUGAAUUCCGACGGUACGAUAGCCAUUCCGACUAUCAGCAUAGAACAGUGCGAAACUACAGCUGAAUCUGGGGAGAAUUCUGCCGCUGGCAGUAACAGCUGUGUCGUUAAAACCGAAAAUAGCGGUAUGGAGAAGGUCGUUAUGUGCGCAUUGGAUUACGCUACACCUCUGAGAAUCCAAACUUCUCCGGCCCACAGUUCGUCGAGUACCGAUACCUCAUCAGAGAUCGGUUCGGCGUUUAAUUCACCUACUCAGGCUUGGGGCUGGAACUCCGGUCAGAGCAGUCCCACGUCGACGAAGGACUUCAAAAAAUUUGUCGUCAUCCGUGUGGCAGGUGAUGAAAAACAUGAGACGGGAUUAAGUCGUUCGUUGGGCAACAUAAAUAUCAACGGGAAGAGGCUGGUCUCCGACAGCGGGCAUUUGCAUAAAAAAGUUUGUCUCUCCGGCGAGGUGAGGAUACCGCACGCCCGGGUGAAAACUAGCAACGGGGACACGGUUACCGAGGAGAAAAAGGUCGAAAAAAUGGAUCCGAAAUUAUGCUCCAAGUACCCCGAACUCUUUGAGCCCCACACUUUUGCUCCGAAGGAUCUUCUGGCGCUGCUGAAAAAUUUGGAGCACGAGAUAAGCAUAUGCGAGAAUAGUUUGAAGGAUGAAAACGACAAGAGAAAUAAGUACAAAAUCGACGACUGCAGAAGGACGCACAACUACGACGAAUUUAUUUGUACAUUUCUUUCGAUGCUCGCGCAGCAGGGAAAACUGGCUGAAUUGGUCCAGCAGCAUCUUACCUUGAAGAAACACACAUCGGUACCAGUCAGCCGAGUUCACAGAUCUUCGAAAAAAACUGACUCCAGACCGAAUUCAUCACGACGACGUCGAGGGCGAACCAAAUGCAAGAAACGAAAAUGAGCAGAGACGCGGCAACGCUUUGAAUAUUCUGUAUCUCUCGAUGAAAAUAAUUUCCCCAUCGUCGGUCGUGGAAUGAAGAGAUUCCAUCUCACUUAUCGAAUCGGUUAACUACUACGAAUCCUCGUAGCGAUUCACUGAUAUUGUUGCAAAAUCGAUUUAACUUCCGAAUUGUACUUGUGACAAGUUGACAAUUGAUAAUAUUCUAACUGCGUACCCAAAUAAAUGAAGAUAAUCAAA
Athalia rosae (coleseed sawfly) is the source of this 2287-nucleotide messenger RNA. RefSeq names its product ubiquitin carboxyl-terminal hydrolase calypso (gene calypso). The coding region runs from base 203 to 2050 and encodes 615 amino acids. The transcript is spliced from 8 exons. Gene Ontology annotation, biological process: protein deubiquitination; ubiquitin-dependent protein catabolic process. Gene Ontology annotation, molecular function: cysteine-type deubiquitinase activity. Lineage: Eukaryota; Metazoa; Arthropoda; Insecta; Hymenoptera; Athaliidae. The record is from RefSeq and is a predicted model, not a curated record. Gene Ontology annotation, cellular component: cytoplasm.